GGAAUAAGACGGCCAACAAUGGGUCUGUUUGACAAACUGGCUGGCUGGCUGGGGCUGAAGAAGAAGGAAGUGAACGUCCUGUGUCUGGGACUGGACAACAGUGGGAAGACCACUAUCAUCAACCAACUCAAACCAUCCAAUGCCCAGACACAAGACAUCGUCCCAACCAUUGGCUUCAGCAUAGAGAAGUUCAAGACAUCAAGUCUGUCCUUCACAGUGUUCGACAUGUCUGGCCAAGGGAGAUACAGGAACCUCUGGGAGCAUUACUACAAGGAGGGUCAAGCCAUCAUCUUCGUGGUGGACAGUGGAGACAAGUUGAGGAUGGUGGUGGCUAAAGAAGAACUGGAUACGCUCCUCAACCACCCAGACAUCAAGCACCGGCGGAUCCCCCUGCUGUUCUUUGCCAACAAGAUGGACGUGAGAGACGCCCUGUCUUCAGUCAAGGUCUCCCAGCUACUCUGUCUGGAGAACGUCAAGGACAAGCCCUGGCACAUCUGUGCCAGUGACGCUGUGAAAGGAGAGGGCUUACAAGAAGGGGUUGAUUGGCUCCAAGAUCAAAUCAGAACGAUGAGAACGUGAGAGGUUGAGAGAACAUCGUGGGGGGAGUGGGG
Molecule: messenger RNA, 611 nt
Organism: Coregonus clupeaformis (lake whitefish)
Lineage: Eukaryota; Metazoa; Chordata; Actinopteri; Salmoniformes; Salmonidae
Product: ADP-ribosylation factor-like protein 6
Exons: 7
Coding region: 19-579 (186 amino acids)
Biological process (GO): cilium assembly; protein localization to cilium; vesicle-mediated transport
Cellular component (GO): cytoplasm; axoneme
Molecular function (GO): GTP binding; GTPase activity
Source: RefSeq, a predicted model, not a curated record